AUGGCAGCAGCUCUGGGAUCCCUCCCGGCCCUGCCCCGGCACCCCUGGCCAGGCAGCCUGUCACGGAUCACCUCCAACUUCUACCUCAGUGACAUGGUGGCCACCAACAGCUUCCCCCGUUCUUCCCACCGCAUUAGCACGGUCAUCAACGUCUCCCUGCAGGUGGUGAACACCCUCUGUCCCGACGUCGAGUACCUGCGCGUCCCUAUGAUGGACGCCCCCACCACCCGAAUCUCCAGCUGCUUCGACUCCAUGAUAGCUAAGAUCCACAGCGUGGACACGCAGGGUCGGACGCUGCUGCACUGCGCUGCUGGGGUGAGCAGGUCCACCGUCUGCUUGGCCUAUCUCCUGAAGCACCGCUCCAUGUCCCUGGCAGGCGCCCAUGCCUGGGUUGAGUCCUGCCGUCCCAUCACACAACCCAACAACAGCUUCUGGCAGCAAGUCAUCCACUAUGAGUACAAACUCUUCUGCGUCAACAGGCUCCAAAUGAUCAGCUCUCCAUCAGGGAUGAUACCCAGUGUUUAUGAAAAUGAAGUAAGAGUAAUGCUGCUUCUCUGA
Molecule: messenger RNA, 558 nt
Organism: Gymnogyps californianus (California condor)
Lineage: Eukaryota; Metazoa; Chordata; Aves; Accipitriformes; Cathartidae
Gene: DUSP18
Product: dual specificity phosphatase 18
Biological process (GO): protein dephosphorylation
Molecular function (GO): MAP kinase tyrosine/serine/threonine phosphatase activity
Source: RefSeq, a predicted model, not a curated record